CCCAUGCAUAUUUCUUAGUUCUUGGAAGAGAAGAGGCAAAAACACGUACAAACCAUCAUGAGGCCGAUCCCGAUCUCGUUUCUCGUCAUUCUCUUCAUAUUUCCGGCCGUAUUAGGACAGCUCGAAUUCGGAUUCUACGACCGUACAUGCCCUCCGGCCGAAUCCAUAGUCGCGACUGUCGUGAGCAGUUUCAGCAGUGACCGAUCCAUCACCGCCGCUCUGCUUCGUAUGCACUUCCAUGACUGCUUCGUCACGGGUUGUGAUGCUUCCCUUCUCAUCGAUUCAAUACCCGGAAGGCCAUCCGAGAAGGACGCGGGACCGAACUUAAGCGUCAGAGGUUACGAAAUAAUCGAUGAGGCCAAAAGACAGCUCGAGGCCAAGUGUCCGGCCACCGUUUCGUGCUCUGACAUCAUCGCUCUCGCCACGAGAGAUUCCGUGGAAUUAGCCGGCGGUCCAACCUACCUUGUGCCCACGGGAAGACGUGACGGUUUCACCUCAAACCCGGAGGUCGUCGAUUUGCCGGGUCCCACCAUUCCCGUGCCUGCCUCCGUUCAGCUCUUCGCCGAUAAAGGACUCAAUAUCGAUGACAUGGUUACACUUAUCGGUGGAGGCCACAGCGUCGGUGUUGCCCGUUGCAGCCUCUUCCAAGACCGGCUCCGCGAUCCAGCCAUGGAUCCCUCACUGAACUUUAUGCUGAGGAACACAUGCAGUGGCCCGAAUGACCCUUUAGUGUUCUUGGACCAGUUGACUCCACUCACAGUGGACAACGGACUCUACAUAGAGAGUCUAAGGCAAAGGGCGAUCUUAAGGAUCGAUCAGAGCCUUGCUCUUGAUGUAUCAACCCGGGCUUUCGUGCUGAGUUUCGCCUCGAGCAACACGCUCUUCGCUCGAAGAUUCACCCAAGCCAUGGUGAAGAUGGGCACGAUUGGUGUUCUUACUGGUAACGAGGGCGAGAUCAGGAGGAGCUGCAGAGUUUUCAACAGAGAUGGUUGAUGAUCUUCUUUCAUUACCUUAAAUUCUCCUCUUUGUUUCUGCAAAUUGUCUCAAAUCUGUGUUUCCUCGGCCUCUGAUUUCAUCUUUUGUAUUGUUUUAAUCGAUUUGGGUGUGUAUGUGUGUAUAUAUAUAUCUUUUUAAUGGAUCACGAACCAACUAUCAAAUAAUUCAGUAAAAGAUA
Tarenaya hassleriana is the source of this 1174-nucleotide messenger RNA. RefSeq names its product peroxidase 44-like. Gene Ontology annotation, molecular function: peroxidase activity; heme binding. Gene Ontology annotation, biological process: response to oxidative stress; hydrogen peroxide catabolic process. The record is from RefSeq and is a predicted model, not a curated record. The transcript has 3 exons. Bases 58 to 993 code for a protein of 311 amino acids. Lineage: Eukaryota; Viridiplantae; Streptophyta; Magnoliopsida; Brassicales; Cleomaceae.